Molecule: messenger RNA, 1338 nt
Organism: Alternaria arborescens
Lineage: Eukaryota; Fungi; Ascomycota; Dothideomycetes; Pleosporales; Pleosporaceae
Exons: 1
Coding region: 1-1338 (445 amino acids)
Molecular function (GO): DNA binding
Source: RefSeq, a predicted model, not a curated record
AUGCCGCCAAAAAUACGUAGAGUGCCCGGUCGCAAGGCAGCGGUAGCUGAGGAAGCGCCUAUUGCAUCACCUCUCAAGCCGAGUCGCGCGUCCAGAGCCGAUGCAGUCGAAGCCGCUGUUGAGCCACCAAAGAAGCGUGGACGUCCCGCAAAAGCGAAGACUGAAGAGCCCGUUGUCCAAGACGCGCCGAAGCCCAAGAAACGCGGUCGCCAGCCUAACAUUGCGCCUGCGCCUGAGCCUGAGCCUCUUAUCGAAGCGCCUGUAGUCAAGAAGGGUAGAGGAAGGCCCAAGAAAGAGGCUGUGCCCGCACAAGAAGAAGCACCAGUACAAGAACAAGCACCCGUCAAGAAUCGUGGAGGCCGUCCUCGCAAAGCAGAUGUGACCGCAAACGCGCCGCCAGCUACACCCAAGCGUGGUCGACCAGCGCGCACUGCGGCCCUCGAUCUCGACCGGGUCACUGGUCCCUCUCGAAUCGGCAAGCGGUCGUCUCCUCUCACAAAGACCAAGGCUGAGCCCAACAUCGCCCGCCGUCUUGAUCCACGCAUGCGCUCCAAGCUGCGCACCCGCCUACCUCCAGCCAAGACUGUCAAAUCAGAGCACGUCACAAAGCCAGCCCCGAAGCCAACCGCCCGAAGAGGACGACCGCCCAAGGAUGUCGCCCCUGUUCCAAAGCCAGCUGUAGUCGAGAAACCUACGAAGCCCGCCAAGCCUCUUGCUCCUCGCAAGAUGCGCGGCCACACCUUGCGCCAGAUCCCAGAUCAAUACGUGGCGCAGGUAGAUCAAUAUCUCCAGGACCUGAUCGAAGCCGACGAGGAGCAGCUAGAAGAGAUAGACGAGGAACAAGAAGAAGAUGGCUUAGUCGUGGAGGAUGUCGUGGAGGAUGGCCAAGACGUCUUGGUCUCUUCAGAACAAGACCGAGAGCAGUAUCAAGACUACAGUGAUGAUGGUGGUGUCGGUAUGGAUGGCCAACAAGACGGUGUUCAAGACGACGAGGACAACCAAGCUGUUGUCGCACAACAGGACGAAGAGGGCGCCGAGGAACUGCCAGAGGGCGUGAACAAUGACGAGGUACCCGAACAGACCAACGGAAUCCACGUCGUUCCCGAAGACGAUGCCCAGAGCGAGAACGCCGAGCCGAUACCCCGGAUCGAGAUGAGCGUGCAAGAGGUUGUCGACAUGGAGCAGGAUGGGGCUGUCAACGUACAUACUGAGGUGCAUACAGAAAUGGUGGUUCCUGAGAAUAUUUCUGAGGACGGUAUGGAUUUCUUCCAUGGCGCCGAGGAGGAUGGCCUGAUCAGUGGUACUCCUGCGCCUCCUGCGGCUGUUAUUUUCAGUUAA